Molecule: messenger RNA, 5020 nt
Organism: Ctenopharyngodon idella (grass carp)
Lineage: Eukaryota; Metazoa; Chordata; Actinopteri; Cypriniformes; Xenocyprididae
Product: retinoic acid-induced protein 2
Exons: 2
Coding region: 378-2090 (570 amino acids)
Biological process (GO): animal organ development
Cellular component (GO): nucleus
Source: RefSeq, a predicted model, not a curated record
GAGAGAGAGAGAGAGAGAGAGAGAGAGAGAGAGAGGAUCCCAGCAGCUCUCCGGCUACAGACACGCGUCACAGACACAUCGGUCGCUCUUUACGGUGAAACGCGCGACACAGGCCUGAAUCCUCCACCGUAAACCGACACACACAGACGAUCGUUAUAAGAGGCACAUGAGCAGCCAAACCUUUUCAGAGGAAACGAACGAGUGGCUAAUGACAGCGACCGAGCGAGUGACCGGGAAGAAAACGAGGAAAAUCCAGAAAUAACGCGCGACUCCGGAGCGACAUUAUAUUCAUCCCGAGGGUUUGUCCUUCCAACUGAAGAAAACCAUGAAAUCUUCUACUUACAGCACCUGAAAGAGAUUUACAUAAUCAAGACACAAUGGAAGAGCCGUACAAAGAUUCUGUAGCCGUAGACAUGGCGAGCCCCCAGGAGGAGGUCUGCAACGGUGGAGCCGCCACCACCACUGAUGCAGUUGGGAAACUCGAAGGGGAGGCCACUCCAAUUAUUCCAACCGAGACAUGGAAUGUCAGCUCUCCAACUAUCACAAAGCGGUCCCUGUCACCCCUGCUAACAAUACAAGCCACCCCAGUAGUGACCCCGGCUGCUGAAUCUCCCAACGGUGUUGCCCUGAAGGUUGCUACAACUGUGCUUCAGCCAAUCUGCUUGGGGGAGAGUCCAAUGGUGUUGCCCAUCCUUGCUGGUCCAGCUGCCCCUCAAGUUGGACAAUCAGGGACAACUUCAUAUCUGAUGACUAGUCAGGGUCCUGUGUCCCUACCCCUGGUCUUGGAACAACAAGUCCUCCAACAUUUGAAUCCUCAAUUGCUUCAACAAACAGCAACUUGUCCUCUCCCGCUACAGAACAACAUCCUGUGCCAGAACCCUUCCCUUGCUCUUGGACCACCUCCAGUCCUGGACCAGAAAGGCUCAAGUCCAAUGUUGGAUACUAGUCUACUGACUCUCCUUCAGAACCCUAACUUUGCAGCAAUCUUACAGGACCUCUUCCCUGGCCAAGGGAACUCCUCGCCCACUUGCCACCAAGCGUCUUCCCCGCAAGUAGACCUUGCCUCUGCGUUCCUUUCCCCUCCACCUCUCUCGCACCCCUACAUUUCUCCACUAGCCCCUCUGGUGCCUCCAGCCACCCUGCUCGUGCCCUAUCCCGUUGUGAUCCCACUUCCAGUGCCUCUUCCAAUCCCAGUGCCAAUCCCAGUCCCAGUCUCCAUGUGCAAAGACUCAAAGGUUGAGGUAGACUCCCUGAAACCGGCUUGUACUUCGAGUAAAAGCACACAGACGUCACCUAGUGACAUCUCCCCUCAUUUGACAUUAACCAGCAGGGAAAUGGCAGUAGUCCAACAACCUAUUCCCUCUUGCUCGUACCCUGUAGUGACAGACGGAGAAGUGCUAGACUUAUCCAUAAGGGCGCCUCAACCGUCAACACUUGUGGACGUUCCACAAGGGAUCCAGCCGUUUCAGCAAGACAGUGUCCUUGAUUUGUCUGUACCUAGUAUAAGAAAGACAUGCAUCCAGUCUUGUAGCACGUAUGGGCCAUUGGCCCCAGAGCGGGAUAGAGUGUGCCACAUUGGGGACAGUGUUAGCGGUGGGGCUUUGGCUCUUGGGGUUCUUCGGCCAGUAGACUGCUCGCCAAAGCUAGAUACCAAACUGCUGAGUGGUUUAGCAUCUCUAGAGUUCAGCAGACAGCACAAGUGGGUGGUAGACAGCGGUCAUGGUAGCACAGUAGCUGGGGCGGUACAUGACUCUGCGCUCACCGGAAGCGGCAACAUCGAGAUCGUCAGCACGUCGCAGACUGCCAAAGUCAUUGUGUCUGUCAAAGACGCCAUGCCUGCCAUUUUCUGCAGCAAGUUAAAAGGAUUGUCAGGCGUUUCUACAAAGAACUUUUCCAUUAAACGUGACGCCAGUCAGGGGGGCUUCGCAACACUGCCCAGGGUCCCGGGGGAUCAGCGAGGAGAAUCAAGUGACCCGCUCAAAAAGAUCUCUAAAAACAGAGGUAUCAAACUGAAGAAAGUGAGCUCCCAGGAGAUUCAUAUACUGCCCAUAAAAAAGCAGCGACUGACAGCGUUUCUACCCAGAAAAUAACACAUGCUCUUGCUUUUAGAGUGAGAGGGAAAAACCAAGGACAUAAGCAAAGAAAAAGCUACUGUUGUGUAGCUGCAGUGAAAAAAAAAUUGGUCCAAGAAAUUUAACCAGGGUAUGAUGAUGCUAAAUGCAUUCCUGGCAGAAAUAAGGCCUAAAGCUUGUUCUCCAAGCUGUCCAAAUGAUUUACACGGAUGCAGGCCGCCUCUGGUCUGACAGUUUGCCAUUUAAUCCAUUCAUUAUAAAGCAAUCAGCUGAAGUCAACAGAAUAAUGCUCCAAGUAAAAGAACCAAUCUGAACAGGCCAAACUGCACUACUACUGAUAUUCUUUAGCAUUUGCAGCAUUAUUGCCAGAAUCGUUUCCCUUCCUAUGCAUUUUGAUUUUGGUCACACAUCCUCAUGAAUGAUUCAUCACACUUAAUCUGCAUUGUCAUUAAUAUGCAUGAGAUCGGUUUUGAAACCUGGCCAGCUGUCAGUGAGAAACACAACGUGUAGCGCUGACAAAUUCUCCUCUUGCUAAUAUGCUUUUGCGGAACUCUUGCUCUCCCCUCGCUGUUUACACUUGCAGUGCAAGACGUUUCCCAUUUUUGGUCCUAAUGAACUGUAGAAGGGAACCGUGACCUUUUGCUUCCCUAAUCACUGUAUUAAUCAGUGGGGCAUUGGAGCGGAGCAUCCUCUUUGAAGAACAGGAGGGGUAAGCAGUUAGCAUGGCAGCCUGAUAAUGACUUGGCAAAGCGCAGACCUCAGUUUCAUUAAGUCUGAUGAUUGGAGGAAAUGGUUGUCAGUAGCAACAAAGCGUAGUCUUCAUCAUCCUCCCUUUGGGGGGCAGAAAGCCUCCCCCCACCCGCCCCCAACCAAAUUAAAACUAAAUAAUCAUCAGGGGUUCGUCCCUAACGACAACAAAUCUGAGUGAAAUGGCUUAUUAAUGCUGUUUUUAUGGCCAUGGGUUCAACUGCAAGACAUAUUUUAGGUUAUUGUCAGCCAGCUGUGUGAACAGUUUCAGUUUUAACAGUGUACAGAUUUUAAUGAUCUUUAUAAUGAUACCUACAGUGUUUUGGAUGGUGAAUUGCCGACAAUGGACCUCAAGAGUUCUAAAUGAAAUCCCUUAGCGAGCAUUAUGGUCAUUUUUUUCCCAUUCUUUAUACAUGUUACUGGUCUUAUUGUGCAAGAAUCAUCAGUGUAUGUUAUCCCACAUGUUUUGUAGUCUUUCAUGACAAUGAGAUGACUUUUAUUGCCUUUCUGGGUGAUGUCAGCAAGGUUGCACAAGCAAUAGGCUAAUAUUAAGGCUAUUUAGUCAUUGUUUUAAGCUACUGUUCCAGGUAAUGCAGUCUUUCUAAAAUCUUGAUAAUAGAUAAUGCAGCAAUUUAAUGCCAAGUAACAUUACUGGAAUACAGUUUACGGCAAUAAUAGCAAAUAAUGAUAGAGUUGAAAAAGAAGCAUUAACAUUUGAAUAUGUGGAGAUGCUCUUCAGGGUGAACUUGACCUUCAGUCCCAGUCAAAAGGCCUCUUCAAAAGUGUAAGUUGGUGAUAUUUACAAUUAGGUCUGGCUUCAUUCUCCCUCUUUCCAUGAUCAACUAAUGGAUAAAAUCAAGUGCCACCCGAAUGUGAAUGCUGCUUCAAGGCACUAAAAUCUGUAUUAUUGUAGCUUUCAUGUGGUUGUGAUUUUUUUCAGUUGUCUCGUGGUUUGAUUGAUAUUGUGAGGGCGUGUUUCGAACCGCAGGUUUCCACCCUCUCAUUAACCUUCUGAUCAUCCCAGCCAGUUUAGUAAUCAACUUAUUAAAACAGUUGACAGACGGAUCAGCCAAAUUAGCCCCAUGAGCAUGUCGUAGCUUAAAUAUUUUUUUUUUUAGCAAAAUCUUAUGUCUUAUUUCUUUUCAUUUUUGGGUGCAAUAAGACCUGCACAUGCUCUUGACAAUUCAUCCCAAAAUAUAAUUUCCAAACAACGUGAGUGAACUUAGUAAAUCAAAUAUUAUUCUAUAGGAAACGGUGUGUACGUAAAAUAAUUUACUGCCAACUUUUAAAUGGCGACAGAACAUCUGCCAGAUGCAAGGACAUCUCCACAGCAAAAUAACCAGCUUUUCACUUUAAAUGUGUUAUCUUGGGCUACGGCCAAACCAAGAUGAGUCUAAUUUGGUCACUGAUGAAGAUUUCAUGUAACAUUGAGUACCAGUAUGAUGAAUUGGCUCAGAUGCGACUUUCCUUCAGGCCACUUUCAGCAGAAUCGAAAGAAACACACCCUCAGAAUAGUCCAUAGAAAGUAAAAUGAAAAUAAUGAGCCAGGAUUUAUUUGACAUGUCAGUAUGAAAUGUGCAGACUCGUGUUUACGUGUUUGUUUAUUGAAAUUCCUGCCGAAGGAAAAUCAGGAAGGCGUCUCAGUUCACAUUGAGCCAGGAAAGGUUUUCAUGUCGAACUGACUGAACUUUCUCAAAAUAGCAAGUAUUGGUUCAAUCAAUUAACACCAAAUACAUUUGAUGAACUGCUGUGCAAUUUUCCUUGUUUUUUCCUGUCAGUACUGAAAUGUGUGUGUGUGUGUGUGUUUUUUAACUGUAAAGCCUUAAAUCAUUUCCUGGCAUGUGAUAGAUUUUCACUCUUCCCAGAUUUACACAAAAGAAAAAAACAAUCACCAUCAGCAUGAACACCAGAUGAAUAAACCAUGACUGUUUCUAUGAUGUGAAUUAAUUUAUGUGUCAGAUGACCCUCCAACUCUUUUAUAGGUACUGAAAUUUUAAGUAUUGAAUGUUUUUUUUUUUUUUUUUUUACCAUGAACAACUUUUGUAAAUAACUGAAUGGGUAAAAGAAUGAAAAAAGAGAGUCUGGUGAUGUUUUAAAUUAUUUAUUUAUUAUUUGUAUCAUUUAAAAUGUUGAAAAUGUGUACGUGACGAAUGCAUUAGCUUUAAAAAUUUCAUGAUUAAAAACGUCUCUGGUAUCAAGAA